CGGGGUAAGUCGGGUUGGCGGGUAGUUUCGUGGUCGCACUCGCGUGGUUUCGUCCGGCUUUCAGUUUAUAGACAGCGCUCUGUGAGGAAGCAUCGCGACGUGAGUGUCAUCGAAUUUCGAACUUUCUUUCGUGAUUAUUGAACAGUGAGUGACAGGAAUUUAAUAAGUGAUUUCAAGCCGUGGCAGCAGACAACGUUGUGCAGUAUGUCAAAGCGUCGUUUAGUUAUUUUCUCCGUCAUUUUACCAAGGGCAAAGAUUAUGGCAACGUAUCAACGCGGCAGUGUCUAAAACCGUUGACGAGGGAAGCAUGCGAAGAAAAUCGAGCGAAAGAAGAUUUCUCGACACGGAAAGGGCGGAUUCUCAAGGGAUUUCGUUAGAAAGAGUAUUGUUGCAAAUCGUCAGUACAACUGAGCAAAGUGCUUAAAAGCGUGCACGAUGGAAAACGUGCUGAUGAGAUAUAGACAAGUGGACGCAACCUUUCAAGUGUCGUUGUCAAGAAGUUAAUCGUCGCCAUGUCGAACCAGACAAAUACCACCGAUUUUAUCGAUUACGAUCUCAACGAGUCGUUCAGUCACUUCGACUGGGAGGAACUGGCACCCGUUCUCGUCGUCUAUUCCCUCACGUUUUUCCUCGGAUUAGUCGGAAAUGUCGUCAUCAUCGGUUCGACGCUGUGCCCGAGACUUAGACCUCUACCAUCCACACCGACUAAUGUCUUCCUGGGUGGCUUGGCAACGGCCGAUCUCCUCCUCAUACUCUUCUGCAUUCCCGUAAAGGUGGCCAAGCUGUUCUCCUACACGUGGACGAUGGGCCUGUUUCUAUGCAAGUCGGUGCAUUAUAUGCAGAGCGUCUCGGCUAUUUGCUCGGUCGUCACGUUAACCGCAAUGUCGAUAGAAAGAUAUUACGCUAUAGUUCAUCCAAUGCGGGCGCAGUACACUUGUACAAUAAGUCAGGCACGUAAAAUAGUAAUUACAACGUGGGUGGUGUCAUUCCUUCUCGGUAUUCCUAUGAUCUUCACACAGACGCAUAAGGAGGUUGGACUGAGGGUGAUUGCUUACUGGUGCGUACGCGAUUCGGAAUUUGGACUUUUGUGGCGUGCACACGAGGUUUAUAUGUUGGUCCUGGUUCUGGUGUUACCCCUGACCGUAAUGGGCUAUUGUUACACGGCUAUUUGUUGGGAGAUUUGGCGAGUUAUGAAACGUCGAUAUCACCUGACAUCUCGUCGCACACUGAAUCCGACAAACGUCGAUGUGGAAUCCAUACCAAUGACACAGAGGCAGAGCGUAAGAAAUAGUCGUCGUGCCCAGAGAGAGGAUGGCCAGACCGAAGAGGAAUCUCGAACGAUAAGACAGGUGGUGAAAAUGUUGGUCGCCGUGGUCGUGCUGUUUGUCAUUUGCUGGGGUCCGAUUCUCGUGGACAACAUGCUCACCUCCUACGGAUAUUUGCCACGCAUAAAAGUUGGCACGUACAAACACCUCAACACAGCUUUUCAGCUGAUGGCUUAUUUUAACAGUUGCAUAAAUCCGAUCGUAUACGGAUUUAUGUCAAAACACUUCAGAGAGAGUUUCCUAUCGGCGGCCUGCGGCGGAUGGUGGAUCUGUUGGUGCAGAAGAGGAUACAGAGCGCCUGUAAGACGGCAUCCAAGCCUCAGCCAGACCAGGACGACCAGUAUCAGGCUCGAAAGACGUUUACCCUGGUCGUCAGGCUGUGAUUCUGUUCCGCGAAUGAUGGACCUGAUUAUUUCGCCGUGCCCGGCCCACGUCGAGGCAGCUCUUCCACAGGUAAAACCAACCAAAGAAGCACCACAGAACAGGCCACGAAGAAAUCCAGAAGAAGUAAAGUGUUUUCCAAUAGUUCCUAACCGAGGAAGACGUUGCUAUUCACGUUUAUUAUUUUCAAAGACUCAUGUGCGAAUUUCAAAACCAUAUUCGGCGAUUUUUUCGCGAUUAUUUCGCGAAUCGUCGCAUUGCUCAAGUGUACAGAUGCUGAGAAUUGCUAUGAGAGAGAGAGAGAGAGAGUUUAGAUAGGAAUUCGUCGCAUGUGAUAUUCGUUUUGAAAAAAUUAUUCAACGAAAUGGUCGAGGCUUUCGCGUUGGAUUUUUACUAGAAUCUUUCUUUGAGAAAUGACCGAUAUAUUUCUUUAGAUGCAAAGGUUGCUCGUAUCAGAGAUUCCGUAAAUUCUAUUGGCAAGCCUCGUUCAUGAAAACCUCGAAAUUGGAUAUUGAUUAAUUGUCGUUUGCUUGUCUCUUCGGUCGAGAGGUUUAAUUGAAAGUUUUAUACAGGUAGACUGGCAAGUUUUUUGUUGCAAAGUGGACAGAUGUUUGCAAAAAUCGCAUAAACAUCAUCAUUCGUAUCUGUUUACGUGUUUACAUUAUUGACUAAUUGGAUGUAUAGAAUUUUUCAGUCGUUUAUGAAUUGUGUAAACGUACCAGAGAAGAUUAUCUGUUUCAGCUGUUUUUAGACGAACAUUUCUGAUUUGGGAUUGUCAUAGCGAAGCGGUAGAAGUGGUGUAGUGAAGUCUGUUAAACUUCUAAUAUUCCAAGUAAAUUCGCAAAUUGAUCAAAAGAACUUUCUCUCAUGACGAACACUAGUUUUUAAAUUAUCGUGACUACGAAUGAAACAGAUGGGAACUAAACACGUUCGUGAAGUUUGCAGGGUAAAUUCUUUCCAGAAUAUCGUUCAUCAAGACGAUGUAAUUUGAUUUGUCUACUACAUAGCUGUACAUAUAUAAGCAUAUAUGUUGUAAGUAUACAAAUAAUCUAUAUCGUCGCAGAGGCUUCGAAUUUUCUCAGCAAUCGCAUAAAAUUCUAUAAAGAAUAUACUAUACGGAGUAAUUUAAAAAAAAAAAUAUACAGAUGCGCUGUAAAAAAUCUUCACACAGUCCCGGUAUUACAUCGAUAAUUGUAGAUUCAACUUAAGUGUAUUAGCUAUCGACUGAAAAUCUUCACUGAUUUUCAACCAAUGGGAAAAAGAAUCGCUAAUUAACCGUAAAGUACUGUACGUGAAUUCUCUACGUAAUUUAAUCGCGGUUGAUCUAUAGAAUAUACUUUAGCAAAUUGUAUCAUAAUGUAGUAAUUGAAAUUUUCGUCAUUUUAAUUUCUCGUCGUUCUAGAUCCUAGCUAAUGGAUACGAAGAUUCCUACAGUACAGUUUUCAUCAUACGUUCAGGCAUAACAUCAUUCCACGAGUAAUGUAAUUUUAAUCCGCUGAAAUAUGGGAACAUCUCGGUUUUGAUACUUCAUUCGCGAAUAAUAUCGUCGAUCGUUUUCAGUGACGUUUUAACUCGUCUUCUGGAAAACUGAAAUAAUCUCCAUGUAAAAUAUUCAAUUACGUUACAUAUAACCGAAUUAAAGUUAAUCCUCUGAUGCAUUUGCACGCUUUAAAGUAUUUUUGGAAUAAAUGAAUUUAUCUUUUGUCACGAUGAAAUAAAUUUCCCCUUUUAAAUCACCGGUCUUCCAAAUUCUCUGAGUAAUCUAAUGUUGUUUCCGCUGCAUGCGACUAAACGUUAUCGCGAUAAAACAAACUUCGAUUUUAAUUCGGUAUUCUUUGCAAUCUUCUCCAACAACUGUGUUUAAAUUAAAACAGCACAUUCGCCUUGUAACUUCACCGCAUAAGUUAAAGAACGACAUUACUUACGGAAUGAUCCGACAAACGUUCAUCUCGUGGAGAAGAAACCGUAAUUUUCAAAAUUAUGCUUCGGUGUGUUAGAAGAGAGCUUUCGAAAUUACUCGACGAUCGUUGUUAAACCAUAAGAAAUUUUAGGAAACUUUGCAUUCCAUCUUGUCGGCAUUAGGAACUCACGAAAACUUCAUGCGUUCAAGGCAUUCAUUGUUACGUAGACUAUAAAGAGCUUCGUUGUAGUUUGAUCUCUGAAUGUGAAGACUCAAUUAAUUAGCUAAUUAACGACGAUGAACUGUGGCGAAGCUUAAUGACACCCCUAUCGAUCGACAACCUUCCGUUCGAAUUAAUUAUAGAUUCGCUUGGAUCUGUGCGAUCAGAAUGUAAUUGAAAAGAAUGUGUCUGUGUAUAUGCAUAUAUAUGCGCGUGUUAGUCAUUGUUGGAGCGAAAAGCGUGUCGUGUACAUGGAAAUAACGGGUGGUAUAAUUCAUACGCGACUCUAUGUCAUCGUGGUGUUAUAUUUUAUCCAUGGAAAGCUUGACAAAAUUGUCUUGCAGAGUCAUGCACCGGACUACUGGAUCAGAUAGGAAGCGUGAUUGUAUGUAAAUGAUUUUUCUUCGUGUUUAAUUUUAUAGGAAAGCGUCCAUAAAAUUGUAUCGAUUUUUUACGCCUGCGUUUGCAUGUAAAUAUUCGAAUAAACUGUGCAAAAUAUAUCUAA
Bombus huntii is the source of this 4331-nucleotide messenger RNA. RefSeq names its product QRFP-like peptide receptor. The coding region runs from base 513 to 2024 and encodes 503 amino acids. Gene Ontology annotation, cellular component: membrane. Gene Ontology annotation, molecular function: neuropeptide Y receptor activity; peptide binding. NCBI's taxonomy places the organism in Eukaryota, Metazoa, Arthropoda, Insecta, Hymenoptera, Apidae. Gene Ontology annotation, biological process: G protein-coupled receptor signaling pathway. The transcript has 11 exons. The record is from RefSeq and is a predicted model, not a curated record.